Messenger RNA from Cololabis saira (Pacific saury), 846 nucleotides. It is a transcript of the gene her11, whose product is annotated as hairy-related 11. Gene Ontology annotation, molecular function: protein dimerization activity; DNA-binding transcription factor activity, RNA polymerase II-specific; RNA polymerase II cis-regulatory region sequence-specific DNA binding. Gene Ontology annotation, biological process: anterior/posterior pattern specification; regulation of transcription by RNA polymerase II; regulation of neurogenesis. Gene Ontology annotation, cellular component: nucleus. NCBI's taxonomy places the organism in Eukaryota, Metazoa, Chordata, Actinopteri, Beloniformes, Belonidae. The record is from RefSeq and is a predicted model, not a curated record. The coding region runs from base 1 to 846 and encodes 281 amino acids. The transcript has 4 exons.
AUGACGAGGAAACCGCAGAGCCCCACUCUGGAUGAUGGCAAGACUAGGAAAAGGAUCUUGAAGCCGGUCGUGGAGAAGAAAAGGAGAGACCGGAUAAAUAAAAGUCUUGCUGAAUUGCGAAGCUUGCUUCUGAAUUCAACGUCUGAUCCCCGACUGCAGAGUCCCAAGAUAGAGAAAGCAGAGAUUCUGGAUCUGGCGGUGGAAUAUAUAAAGCAGUGGACAGACAUGAAGACCUUGAGCAAUGGUUUGAAACUUGGCCUUGCUGAGUCCAGUGCUCCUCCUCUACUCAGCAGUGAGAGCGCAGGUUUCCAGCAGUGUGUGGCGCAGCUGACCAGCUACAUCCACAAGUUAACGCCGGCACAGAGAACAAACCUGAUCGAGAGGCUGACGCAUCACACGGAGAGCUGGCAGUCGAGGCCAGACUUCAAUCGCAAUGUGUCUGAGAUGUCGGAUUCCCAGCCUCCGGAGGGCAUUUGCACAUCUGAGUGUCGAGAAGAUUCUCCCUGGUUGCUUUUCCCGUCACAUUCGCCCUUUCAGCCCCUCUCCUGCUCCACACCGCGCCACGACUACGUGACCCCUCCUUCAUCCCCCUGGUUCUCUCCUUCUUUCAGCACGUAUGCCACCUCUCCUUCUUUCCCAUCCUUUGCCUGUCACUUCUCCUUCCCCCCCAGCCUGUCACCUCCAUCCUCCAACACCUCAUUCCUAAGUUUGUCACCCACGCAUCCUCACACCAGCCCUCUUGGCCUCCACGUCUCCCCUCCCACGUCGAGACGACACUCAGACCUGGCAGACAGGGAGGAGGUGGCAACGAACUCUUCCUCGGCCAGGUGGAGGCCCUGGAUUUGA